AUGAGUGAUACAUUAGCUAUGGAAAAAAAGGCACAAGCCCUAGAGGAUUUUUGGCAUGCAUUCUGUGAGGGAGAAUGCAUCCAAUUUUUACUUGAGGUAAUUCCCUUAUCUAGAUUUGCAGCUGAAACAUUGGAUGCGGUGGCAAUUUGUUUAGCAUCCAUCUUGAUUCUGUUUGGGUUGAUUUGCAUUGCUUACUCAUUCUACUCCCGCUUUUGUAUUAAUCUCAAAUAUUUUAGUGGCCCAUGGAUUAUUAGAAUUACAUUCAUCCUAUUUGUGAUUUGGUGGAGUUUAGGUGAGAUUGUUCGAUUAACUUUGUUAAGACGCACCCUUCAUAACUUAAAAUGGAAGGAAACUGUUUGCAAAUGUUACAUUGUGUCGAACAUCGGAUUUGCAGAACCUUGCCUCAUCCUCACACUUGUGUUUCUCCUACGUGCACCCAUGCAGAAGUUGGAUACUGGAAUUAUGAGCAAAAAAUGGAAUGCAAGAACUUUUGGUUAUAUUAUUCUUUAUUGUCUUCCAAUGUUUCUUCUUCAAGUUUUUGUUAUUUUAGCGGAAUCUCAUUUCUGGAAGAAGGUACCUCAUUAUUUUACAAGUAUAAUAAUAAUUGAUGAUCCCUCUUUAGUGGCGCCCGUGGAAAAUGAUGAUAUCGUCGUUUGUACUUACCCUUUGCGUAGUAUUGUUAUCCUCGGCUUUUUUACCGUUAUCUUGACUUCCUACAUUCUUUUGAUUGGUAUCCGAAUAUUGAAAUUAGUCAUCAACAAAGGUUUAAAAAAAAGGGUUUCCGCUCUACUAUUCUCUGUUUUGUGUUUCCUUCCAUUAAGGGUUCUUUUUCUUGGUUUAUCUAUUUUAUUUAAACCUGGCCAUUUUAUGUUUGAAGCCUUUGUUUUCUUGGCUUUUCUUGCACAUGUAUGUUGUUCUGGGUUGUGCAUAUACACACUUGUGUACCGUCCAAUUGCAGAUUGUUUAGCAAUGGGAAAUCUACAAUACUUGGAAGCUCAAACUAGGAGGUUUAAUGAUGAUGAUGAUGAUGAUAACACUCUUACUUACCGUUACAAAAAAAUGGCUUAA
Trifolium pratense (red clover) is the source of this 1068-nucleotide messenger RNA. RefSeq lists its product as uncharacterized. The record is from RefSeq and is a predicted model, not a curated record. Lineage: Eukaryota; Viridiplantae; Streptophyta; Magnoliopsida; Fabales; Fabaceae. The coding region runs from base 1 to 1068 and encodes 355 amino acids. The transcript has 2 exons.